Messenger RNA from Oryzias melastigma (Indian medaka), 1791 nucleotides. Its product is annotated as septin-7. The transcript has 15 exons. Gene Ontology annotation, biological process: cytoskeleton-dependent cytokinesis; cilium assembly. The record is from RefSeq and is a predicted model, not a curated record. The coding region runs from base 107 to 1432 and encodes 441 amino acids. Lineage: Eukaryota; Metazoa; Chordata; Actinopteri; Beloniformes; Adrianichthyidae. Gene Ontology annotation, cellular component: septin ring; microtubule cytoskeleton; cell division site. Gene Ontology annotation, molecular function: GTP binding; molecular adaptor activity; GTPase activity.
AGUUUGUUUGGUCUUUCCAAAUCUCGCGAUAUUUGCCUCCAAGCGUUGGUGGUUGUUCUCUGCUGCGACUCUCGCGCUGUUCGCCUGGUGCGCGUCGUUCACAGGAAUGUCAACCGCAGAAACGCUGCUGUGUGAAGCGGACAGAAGACGCGGUGUCAUGGCCCAGCCAAAGAAUCUGGAAGCUUACGUGGGAUUUGCAAACCUUCCCAACCAGGUGUACCGCAAAUCGGUCAAGAGGGGGUUCGAGUUCACCUUGAUGGUUGUUGGGGAAUCUGGACUCGGCAAAUCCACGUUGAUCAACUCCCUCUUCCUGACAGACCUGUAUUCCCCUGAAUAUCCGGGUCCAUCCCAUCGGAUCAAGCAGACUGUGCAGGUGGAACAGUCUAAAGUUCUCAUAAAGGAAGGAGGGGUGCAUCUUCUUCUCACCAUUGUAGACACCCCCGGCUUUGGUGACGCCGUGGACAACAGCGACUGCUGGGAGUCGGUGACGAAGUACAUUGACGGCAAGUUUGAAGACUUCCUCAAUGCAGAGUCGCGGGUCAACAGGCGGCAGAUGCCCGACAACAGAGUCCACUGCUGCCUCUAUUUCAUUGCUCCGUCCGGACAUGGAUUGAAGCCUCUUGACACACAGUUCAUGAAGCAAUUACACGAGAAAGUGAACAUAAUUCCUCUGAUUGCGAAAGCCGACACACUGACUCCAGAGGAGUGCCUCCAGUUCAAGAGACAGAUAAUGAAGGAAAUACAAGAAAAUGAAAUCAAAAUAUACGAUUUUCCAGAGACAGAUGAUGAAGAGGAAAUGAAGUUUGUCAAAAAAAUAAAGGACCGUUUACCCUUAGCUGUGGUGGGCAGCAACACGGUUAUUGAAGUUGAUGGGAAACGAGUUCGUGGGAGGAAGUAUCCCUGGGGGGUGGCUGAAGUGGAGAACUCUGAACAUUGUGACUUCUUGAUUCUGCGGAACAUGCUGAUCAGAACCCACAUGCAGGACCUCAAAGACGUGACGAACAACGUUCACUAUGAGAACUUCAGAAGCCAGAAGUUGGCUGACGUCACGUGUAACGGUGGGGAUAAUAAGAACAAGGGAGCGCUAACCAAACCUGACACAACUGACGCCAUGAGUCCUCUGGAGCAGAUGGAGGAGGAGCGGCAAGAGCACAUGGCCAGGAUCAAAAAGAUGGAGCGGGAAAUGGAGAACGUGUUUGAGAUGAAAGUCAAAGAAAAGCUGCAGAAGCUCAGAGACUCCGAGACUGAGCUUCAGAAACGACACGACCAGAUGAGCAGGAGCAUAGAAGCUCAGUACAAACAGCUGGAGGAGAAACGGCGUCAAAUCGAGGAGGAGAAGGCCAGCUGGGAGGCCCAGCAGAGGCUCCUGGAGCAGCAGAAGAUGGAGACCCUCAGGAGUCAAGACAAGAACAAGAAGAAGAAGAUCUUUUAACUCAGGAGGACGGGCUGUUGCCCCCCCCCUUCAACGAUAACUAUGCUCUUCUAUUGGGGGUGUUGCUCUGCUCCUCAUCCUCUAAAACCAAAGAUUAGCUGAGACUUGAGCAUCCACCAGGACUCCCCCACCCCAGAGAUGGACCUGUCCCUGCAGGAGCAGCCAUUUUUGUUCCCUUUGAUUUAUUAUAUUUUGUUGGUGUAUUUUUGAAAAUGUAUCGAGAUGUAAAAAAACGGGGUUUGUGCUGUUGGGGGGGUUAGAGUUCCUUUAGAGUGAGGACGGGCUGACGGUUAACAGGUACUGCAGGUUAUGUUUUUAUUGAUUGAAUUCUCAAUAAAAUGUUGGUAGGAGGAGCUUCA